Molecule: messenger RNA, 3349 nt
Organism: Paramuricea clavata
Lineage: Eukaryota; Metazoa; Cnidaria; Anthozoa; Malacalcyonacea; Plexauridae
Source: the annotation of a GenBank genome assembly
AUGGAUGAAUUAACAAAGAAAAAACGUAUACGCGCAGGACAUAGAGGUUCAGCAACAAAGAUUGUUUCAAAGAUAAAAGAAAAUUGACGAACUACAACAGCGAGGGCGAGACAGACAAAAAUGCCUUGAAACAACUGCGAGACACUUUAAAGGAUAAGAUCGAAGCCUUAAAGAAUCUCGACGCAACGAUCAUCGAAUUGUUAAGUGACAGUAAAGACGAAGACGCGGAAGAGGAACUGGCUAAAGAAAUCGAGGAGUCAGACGACAUUAUAGCGGACAUGCAAAAGGUUAUCCUCGACAUAUCCGAUGUGAUAAACGAAGCCAUUGUUCAAAGCGCAACAGUGACAGAUGAUACUACAUUGAACAGCAGCUUGUCUAGUGAGACAAAAAAGAUUAUUUGCGCUAAACUCCCGAAACUGGAAGUCAAAAAAUUUGGUGGCAAAUUGCAAGAGUGGCAAGAGUUUUGGGACUCGUUUGACAGCGCCGUAAACCAAAACGAAGGCUUAGCGGAUGUCGACAAGUUCGCGUACUUGAGAAGCCUAUUGAUUGAGCCAGCCAGAUCAGCUAUUUCGGGGUUUGCACUUACAUCGGCGAACUAUAACGAGGCGAUAGAUCUACUCAAGAGACGCUACGGGAAGAAAAACGCAAUACAAAAAGCGCACAUCCAGGAACUGAUGAACAUGAAACCAGUUUGUAAUGACCGAGACACAGAGAAACUACGGAAGCUAUAUGAUACGUGCGAGACAAAUUACCGAGGGUUGAAAGCCCUAGGGGUAGACGAAACCGCCCAUUCAACUAUCGUAGUGCCGGAAAUCCUGGAGAAGUUGCCCGAGUCCUUUCGAUUGACUAUAACUAGGGAUACAAACUUUUCCGAAUGGUCGAUGACAGAAGUUAUGGAUGCUUUUCUAAAAGAAAUUGAACUGCGGGAAGCACACAAGCCCAACGACAGAAAAACCCGAGAACCACGAAAGGCGAAAGAAUAUAUAUAUGGACAUGCUGGGGGAUCUGCUGCCGCUCUGUUUACGAGGCAAGGUCAUGGGAAUUAUGGACGUAUAAAGUGUGCAUAUUGUUUGGGAGAACACUCGCACGAAAAUUGCAAGAAGAUAACAGAUAUUAAUGAGCGUAAGCAACUUAUUCGUAAGUACGGACGAUGCUUUAUUUGUUUGAAAAAGGGACAUAUUAGUAAAAAUUGUUCUAGUAAUGUUAAUUGUGAUGCAUGCAACAGGUGGGAAAUUUGUCUGAGCAUGCGCGAGCAAAAUGAGACACGCAAUUGCGUGGAAUACACGCAACGCGUGUUUACAAAAAGGCACAAUCGUGUAAAUAUUGCCAAAUGUUUGUACAAAAUAAAUGACUGUUUUAUGUUGAAAAUGGACAUGAUCUAAAUUUCACUACAUUGCCAUUGUCUCUGGUAUGCUGUCCGCAUGUAUUCGAUCUGAAACAGUUGCUCCUUUGCUGUCGAAAAUUUCGAAUGUUUACAUGAAUAUAGAGGCAAGUCAUACAUUUUACAACCUCGUAAACUGUAUUAGCCCCUAUUUUUACGCCUAUACCUAAGGUAUCAAAUAAAAAUACAUGAAACAGAGAACAUUUUUAGAAAGUUUUAUCGUGAGGCCACGGCCAGUUUUUAAAAUAUCUUUAUUUCUGUUCCGGUCAUCACCAAAAUUACACAAAGCCGGGAUUGAAUAUACAACAAAUUUUGAAUCUCAUCAAGAACAAAAAUACUUAACGUGUAACCAAAAUAUGCUCAUGAAAGCGAAAUUAAUACCUAAAUUUUUAAACUAGACCCUUCUCGAAGCGGUUUUUAUGAAGGAAGGCAACAUUUCGGCCUUUGAUUCUUGGCAAGAAUUUGACCACAACACGUGCGAAGCAACUGGGUCUCAAAGACGUAGCUAAAACAUUGUGAGCCCCUAUUUUCCUGACGAUAUGUUUGAUACCUACAAACGCCGAAAAGUUUUUUCUUUUCAUUUAGCUAUAUUUAAAAUUGAGGCCACGGGCUAUUUUUGAGAAAAUACAGUUCAAAGUCAAGCUAUUUUUACAUAUUUUCAAAAUUUGUCAAAUUUCGCGAGCUUGUAUUUUGAACUUAGACAGCUGAAGUUACAUUAAGAAACAUAGGAUGGAAAAUUUGAGGCAUAUAAAGUUAAUUUCAACUUACAUUUCAUUCUCAUAUCACGUCUUUCUUCGUUUAUUACGGUUUUAAACAAGCCACAGCUCGACGUAUACGGUAUUUACUCCCAUGUUCACGUCGCCAUAUUCACUUCUUCCAAUCACUCGAUUACAAAAAGUAUCACCGAAAACAGGGAAUUCAUGAUCGAUUUUUAAAAGAAUGACCGUUAAUUUGUAAAGCGUUGAAUGGAAAGCAAAAAAUCGUCAGCCAAAACAGCUUCUUGCUAAUUUUCUACUUUGUUUUGAAUGUAAAUGCAAUGAGCUUUGUUUCUGCCCGCGAUUUUUUGGUCAGCGACGACAAAUUUCCCACCUGUUGAUGCAUGCGGGAAACGACACCAUAGGUCUGUUUGUGAGGGUACUGGGGUUCCUACUGACUAUGUUCAAUCCAACCAUUCCAUUCUGGGUUCUCAAAGUAGGGUAGCAUUGCUGACAGCACAAGCUUUAGUGAAGGGAGUGAAGGGUAGUCCAAGGGUCAGAGUACUCUUUGACACAGGAAGUCACAAAUCCUUUGUGAGUAGAAAGGUAGUUAAGGCAGCCGGAGUUCCAGCUAAGAGAAAGGAGUGGAUUGAAAUCAAAUCAUUUGGGCAAGAGAGGGCAGAGGGAAAAUUGCAGGACGUUUUUGAGUUAGAAGUUUUGCCAGUUACGGGGGGAGAGAGUGUGAAUAUUGAGGCAUACGGUGUAGAGUAUGUUUCACAAAUCAGAAAUGAGCAUGUAGAGUUGAAGAAAAGGGAUUAUUCGCAUUUGCAAGGAUUGUGGUUUUCUGAUGUUUGUAAGGAAAAUGAAGUGUUGGAAAUUGAGGUGUUGAUAGGGGCUGAUUAUCUGUGGUGUUUCCAGGAAGGAAAUGUUGUGAGAGGGAAGGCUGACGAGCCUGUGGCAGUGCAAACAAGGUUAGGUUGGGUAUUGUCUGGUCCUAUGAAGGUAAGUGGUAGUGGUAAUGAAACAAAUAGUAUGCAUGUUGUCGAUGUAAAUUUUCUUGUGCAAGAUAAUUCAAGUUGUACAAAACUUGAUGAGAGUAUACAUCGUUUAUGGGAUUUUGAAACAUUAGGCAUUAGACAGGAAGAUGAAGUACAUGAGUCUCUAAAAGAUUCAAUUAAGUUUAAUGGCACAAGGUGCAGUGUAAAGUUACCUUGGAAGGAAGGUCAUAGUGCAUUACCAAGUAAUUACAACAUUAGCUUAAAGAGAUUGAAAG